Messenger RNA from Clonostachys solani, 3132 nucleotides. The record is from the annotation of a GenBank genome assembly. Lineage: Eukaryota; Fungi; Ascomycota; Sordariomycetes; Hypocreales; Bionectriaceae.
AUGGUAUUCGCUGCUCAUUAUAGGUGCGGAUGCUUCAUCUUCGUCCACCACCAACGCCAAUACAUCCCCCUUGUCAAAACCGAGGCACGGAGUCUCAUCCUCGCCAACGCCUCACGCACAUCUCUCACACAGACUUUUGUCAACCCCCUAAAGGACCGGAAUUUGGAAGAGCUUCGAUACGAGUUCCCUCUUUAUGACGGUGUUUCCGUCGUCUCCUUCACCUGCACAGUCAACGACCGCGUUAUUCAUGGUCGUGUCAAGGAGCGCCAAAAGGCCCGUGAGACCUAUGAUGAGGCGGUCCGCCAGGGCCAGACAGCCGGUCUGCUUGACCAGUCCCUCGAUGCCUCUGAUGUCUUCACCAUGAGAAUAGGCAACGUCCCGGCUGGUGCCCUGGUAAAGGUUGAGAUCGUCUACUUGGGCGAGCUUAAACAUGACGCAGAGAUUGACGGCUUGCGUUUCACCCUGCCCACGUUUAUUGCGCCUCGAUAUGCAGCGUCAGAACUCGUUGAUACCCAUGGGGCUUCCAACGUACGGGCUACCGGGGGGGUCUCGGUCACUCUUGAUGCUCAGCUUCCAGUCGGUUCCUCGAUCAAGACGGUCCAGUCUCCCUCACAUCCUAUAUCCGUCCAGAUUGGUUCUUGCUCGACAGACUCCAAUACGGAUGAGCCAUCACUCCAAAAGGCAUCAGCAACAUUGUCGCUAGGAUCUGCGGAGAUGGACAAAGACUUCAUCCUUCAGCUUUCCGCAACUAAGCUAGGCGACCCGAGCGCGGUGUUGGAAACACAUCCCACCAUUCCCAACCAGCGCGCCCUCAUGGCCACCCUGGUUCCCAAGUUCAACCUCCCCGCAGACAAACCUGAGAUUGUCUUCGUCUGUGAUCGAAGCGGCAGCAUGGGCGGCGGGCAACAGAUCCCCAACCUUAUCAAGGCACUCAACACCUUCCUCAGGUCCCUCCCCGUGGGUGUCAAAUUCAAUAUCUGCAGCUUCGGCAGCAGCUACGAAUUCCUGUGGCCCAGGUCCGCGGCGUACAGCCAGGAGAGCCUCAACAAGGCCGUCGACUAUGUCAAGACCUUCUCUGCCAACUUCGGAGGCACCAACAUGUACCAGCCCGUGGAGGAGACCUUCAAACGCCGCUACGAGGACAUGAACCUGGAAGUGUUCCUCCUCACUGACGGUGAGAUUUGGGAUCAAGAGAGGCUCUUUGAGCUGAUCAAUGCCCAUGUGGCGACCACCAAGGGCGCAACCCGCAUAUUCUCCCUCGGCAUCGGCCAUGGCGUGAGUCACGCUCUUAUCGAGGGUGUUGCCCGAGCCGGUAAUGGCUUCGCCCAGACCGUGGCCGACAACGAGAAGAUGGACAAGAAGGUCGUGCGGAUGCUCAAGGGUGCAUUGACCCCCCAUAUCACGGACUACAGCCUUGAGAUCAAGUACUCGCAAAAGCCGGAGGACAAGGCGGGUGACGAUGAGGACUUUGAGCUGGUUGAGAAGAUUGAAAGCUUGACGUUCUCUGGCGCCACCGCAACCGAGUCCGAGAAACCACCCGCUUACCAGGCCCCGAAGCCCACCCUCUCACUAUUCGAUAACAGCAUCAAAGACAAUGAGGAUCCUGAGCCUCCCAAUGCCUCUGGUGCUGAUGGCAAGUUCGACCACCUCCCAGAUAUCAAGAACCCCACCUACCUCCAGUCACCCUACCAGAUCCCCCCUUUAUUCCCAUUCCACCGCUCAAACGUGUACGUCCUUCUAUCGGAAUCCUCGCCAGACAAGGUGGCCAAGUCCGUCGUGCUCAAGGGCACCUCGCGCCACGGCCCCCUCGAGCUAGAAAUUCCCAUCACCGUGCUCCCCGAGAACGGUGAGAUGAUCCAUCAGCUAGCUGCCCGGAACGCCGUCAAGGAGCUGGAGGAGGGCCGCGGCUGGAUCUUCCACGCCAAGGACUCCAAGACCGGCCAGCUCCUCAAGACGCAGCACGACGGCCGCUUCUCCGACCUGGUCGAGCGCGAGGCCGUCCGUCUGGGCGUCACCUACCAGGUUGGCGGGAAGUGGUGCUCCUUCGUCGCGGUUGACAGCGAAGGAGGCGACGACCAGGCCCAACCUCGGGCCCAGUCCGUUCAGGCGGCGGUGGAAUCUGCCAUGCCUCUAUCAUUUGCUUCUAACUGGGGAGUUGUUGCGCCAGGGGGUGGCGGAUUCGGUGUUCCCCCACCACCAAAAUCUUCUGGUCUGUUUGGAGGUCGUCCAAUGGCGAGGAUGUUGGCAGCUCCGCCUCCGCCUGCCGCCGCGGCCAUUUCCAGCCCCGAGCACAGUAAAAGAGCAAGAGUCGCGCUCGGAUCUCAGCCGACAGGAGGUCUGUUCGGUGCUCCCGGCGCCCCUCCACCACCGCCACCACCCGCACCCGCCCCGUCCAGGGCUUCGAGGAUAAUGAACCCGUUCACCUCCAUGUUCCAAUCCGCACCGCAAGCGCAGGCGGCGCCAACCGAUUCGGCUUUCUUUGGUGCCCCAUCUGCGUAUGGUGUUUAUCCUCCUCCCCCACCUGCGGCGCCCGCAUCGUUCGCAUCGAGCAAUUCGAGUUCCCCGGCUCUCUUCGGCAGUGUUUCUGCCCCCCUGACCAGUGCCACGUACCUCCCAUCCGGUAACAUCUUUGGAGGGAGUGCUGGGAGCCCCGUGCCCCCUAGUACUACACCUGAUGACUCGAUGGCUAAAAAACUAUCGGCCGGCCUCUUCUCGAGGAAGAAGUCAUCGGCAUCUCCCCGCGCGGACAGCACAUGGGAUGAGGAAGUGGCGGAUAAGGGCCGCGGCGGGCAGCAGCUGACGGGGGACAACCUGCAGGACAUCAUCUCCCUGCAGGAGUUCUCCGGGAACUGGGGGUGGACCGACUCGCUGGAGAAGAUCACCGGCGUGAGGCGCGAUGCGGCCAAGGCCGCCGCGGGGGCGUCGGGGCUGGACCUCGACAGCCGCAGCCCGGAUAUCCUGUCGACCGUGUGCGCCGUUGUGUUCCUCCGUAUCAAGCUCGCGGAUGAGAAGGAGGCGUGGGAGAUGAUUGCCUCCAAGGCCGUGUCGUGGCUUGAGGAGCAGCUGGGGAGCGAGGAGGAGAUUCAGAAGUGGGAGCUGGUGCUGGAGGGGUUGUUUGCUGGGUCCAAUUGA